AUGCUGUCCCCAGCGGAACUUCGGAAACUCACACGACUCCCUGCUGAUUACAAGCGCGUCCAGAGUAAAUCAGAGUGCCUUCGAACCACACGGGUUGUGAUGCAGCAAUCUGUACUUGAACAUCUGGGAGAAGUCCAAAACCGAUUCUUCUGGCUACGCGGUUCUCCUGGAACUGGCAAGACCGCAAUUUCUCUAAGCAUCGCUUCGACUCUUGCUAAUCAAGGAAGAUUGGCAGCGUCAUUCUUCUGGGAUAAGAAUCAAAAAGACAGUGGGCUCGACUCCGCUGAAAUGUUACCGUCCACACUUGUGCGACAACUUGCAAUUUUCAGUGAGGACUUCAAAUUGUCACUUGUAAAACAUCUUCAGCGGGAGGACCUAGAAUUAGCUUCAAGUCUUGGCUUGGAGGAGCAAGUGAAGGCUCUCAUCAUUGGCCCAAUGUGUGAUCUGAAGGAGUUGUGGCUGUUGAGCGAGAAACACUU
Cantharellus anzutake is the source of this 479-nucleotide messenger RNA. RefSeq lists its product as uncharacterized. The transcript has a single exon. The annotation marks the transcript as partial. Lineage: Eukaryota; Fungi; Basidiomycota; Agaricomycetes; Cantharellales; Hydnaceae. The record is from RefSeq and is a predicted model, not a curated record.